Salarias fasciatus (jewelled blenny) is the source of this 1644-nucleotide messenger RNA. RefSeq names its product ribosomal oxygenase 2-like. The record is from RefSeq and is a predicted model, not a curated record. NCBI's taxonomy places the organism in Eukaryota, Metazoa, Chordata, Actinopteri, Blenniiformes, Blenniidae. Bases 774 to 1352 code for a protein of 192 amino acids. The transcript is spliced from 5 exons.
CUUCCAGAAAUCGGGCCACCCAGGACAGACUACAACACUAUUUUAAAUCAAGUUGCAACCACUCCAGUGGUUGUUUAUGAUGAUGCUUUUCAUGUCAUCUUCUCCAGACAAUGAGGAUCCCAUAGACGACUGUCACACUAGCAAACAGUCUCCUUCAGAAGUUCGCAGACUGUCAGCUUCAAGUUUCUGCACUUUAGAUUUAGUUUGUUGUGGUUUGUGCAAGCACUUGAAGAAAACGAGUGCUGACUGGGCCACCCCAAAAUAAGCCAUGGCCCUCCAGCUAAUUUCCUCUGGAGCUGGGUCUGCAGCGCUGCUGUGGCAUUUAGUCUCUCUGGAAAAACCAGUGAAGAGAAGGAGCAGGCUCAGACUGACCAUGGUUGAAGAACCCAGAAGCAAUGUGUCUUUUCUUGGUUGUAGAGCGGUCGUUUCACAGUCGGGAUGUUGUUGGUUUGAUUCUCCAGCUCCCCCUGUCCAUGUGAUGAAGUGUCCCUGAGUAAGACACUCCACACUGCUCCCAGUGGACGGAUUGAGCGCCAUGCAUGGCAGACGCCUCCGCUGGUGUGAUGUGUGUGAAGCGCUGAGAUCUGCUGGAGUGUAGAAAGUCCAUUUUAGCUGGAGUUUACUGGUCAUGGAAUGAUUCCAUAAGUUCUUCUGACCUUUCAGACCAGUUUUGGGAUUCUGUUCUUUUUCUUUUUGAUGUGUCUGUUAAUUCCCUUCUUCUUUCUGUCCUCUGGAGGUCAUGGGGAGAUUUGCUGUCCGAUGCUUUUCCCGUCAUGCUGUUUGACAGGAGCAGGACUGAAGUCAGCCUGAGAGAGGGCAUGCCCAGAAGGCUUUUACUGGCUAACGGUAGUGAUGUGAACACCAACCGACGGCUGGCUGCAAUCCUGCGAGCUGUGGCUGAUGAUCUGGAGGAGGAGGUGCAGAAAUUCAGUCCCACUCACAUGAAAAAGGAUUUCAUCAGCAACAGACUUCCACCGUACUGCCUCCAGCAGCUCCCAGCUGGGAGGAUGCCUGCUUUGGAGGACACAGUUUUUUUGCAGUUUAAAGAUCACAUGGUCAUAACGGUAGAAUCCUGUCAGCAGAACACAGAUGAGGCCACCGAGCAGUUUGUCUGUGUGUUCCAUUCUCUGAAGAACAGCAGGGAGAACCACAUGAUGGGUGAAAUCUGUGAUGGAGAGCAGCAGUGGGACCACUCUGCGGGGCUCCGGUUCUCCCUGUCUCACAUCCAGGCCCUGCGACAACUGUUGCAGUCUGAACAGCUCCCUGUACGACAGAUCCAGCUGCCAGAAGACCAAGACAAGCUCAGUUUGAGUCUGGCUUUGUGGAGUGAAGGUCUGCUGCAAGUCCUCUGAUCCUCCUCAGUGGUACUGCAGUUAGUGGUGAGGCCUCGGCAACCAUUGCCUUUAUUUUCUGAAGCCGCUCGAUGGCACUCUUGCUUUUAAGAUAGAGGCUGAAGGACUGACAAUGAAGUGUGCUCUCAAACAUUUAUUAAACAGAUAGGACCAACUAGUGGCUCCAUAAAAUAAAGAGAGUGGUUCACGAGGCCUCAUUUGCACAUUACCAACUCUCUCUUCCGUAGUUUUUUUUGUCUUUGGUUAGACAGACAUUUAGAUGACAGUGCCUCUGGUAAAGGAAUGCUCAGGA